Molecule: messenger RNA, 755 nt
Organism: Bipolaris sorokiniana ND90Pr
Lineage: Eukaryota; Fungi; Ascomycota; Dothideomycetes; Pleosporales; Pleosporaceae
Exons: 1
Coding region: 47-577 (176 amino acids)
Source: RefSeq, a predicted model, not a curated record
GUGUUUGUAAUGACGUACCAACCGUCUUUUAAAACAGGGUGCUCACAUGGCUCGAUGGUCCCAGGAUGGUUUCAUCCAUUCGCGACCUUCGAAAAAGAAAGAUAAAACAUACGAAGGGAAACAUGGUCACUCGAACCACUCCAGUCCACACCCUACCAAAUUCGUGUGUCACCGACCAUCAAUUGCAAGUGAACAAUCAACUAUCGAGACGAACAUACAUGUAAUACACAAAGUAACUUUAAAGAUCAAACCUUCUCAAAGAAACGUGACAUUUCCCAUUAACUACCCCAAUAGCCCCUUAGCAUCAUACUUCCUGCGUACAAAUACAAGUACAAACAACAAAGUAAUCAUACCCAUGCAUGUGACAGUACGACUGAACCACCGUUGUCGUCACACACACAAAAACAAUACUCGUGUCACAAACUAUAGUCCACCCUUGUUUUUUUUUCCUUCGAAACCGCUUCAAUCAGAAAACAAACCCCCAAACACCAUAGAAAUGCAACAUGCUUUCAUCGUUGUUCCUUCUUUUUAUCUCUUUUUUUGCACUUACAAUACCAUAUCAUCGGAACAAAUGUGAAGUUGUCAAGGUAAGCAUAGCGUUUUGCCAUGCUCAAGGAAAUUUGAAUAAAGGUAAGAAAGAGCGGAUGCGAAAUUACCCUUUCUUCCUUUUUCACAAAAGUUCCCAUGUGCAACGAGCGAUGUGACACGCAGGACUGUCAAACUAUCUUGGUCUUUCCCUCCAGAAGGUAUAACUU